UUCUUUUCAAUCAGCAAGAAAUAUUCGUUCAUGCAUUGCGCAAGCUUUGCAUGAAGAAUUUUCUUUAAUUUUCCUCUUCAUAUAUAAACAUGGCCAAAUUAUUUAGUUUUACAACCAUGAAGGAUCGAUGGUAUCGUUAUUUCUUCUCUUUCUCCGGCCUCCGAUCUGUAUCAAACGACCUUGGCGAUGGCACAAUCAUGCAUUGCUGGAUCCCAAGAACCUACAAGCCAUCAAAACCAAACCUCCUUCUCCUCCAUGGCUUUGGUGCCAACGCCAUGUGGCAAUACGCAGACCUCCUUUCUUACUUCACCCCUAAAUUCAAUGUCUUUGUGCCUGAUUUACUUUUCUUUGGUAGUUCGUUCACAACCAGGCCAGAACGAUCCGAAUCUUUUCAGGCGAAAUGUGUGAUGAAGUUGAUGGUGGAUUGGUUUGGGGUGAGGCGGAUGAGAUUGGUUGGGAUAAGUUAUGGUGGGUUUGUUGGGUACAGCAUGACUGUGCAGUUCCCGGAGGUGGUGGAGAGGCUGGUGGUGUGUUGCUCCGGCUUGUGUUUGGAGGAGAAGGACUUGAGAGAUGGGUUGUUCACUGUUUCCAAUGUGGAAGAGGCUGAGAAGAUUUUGUUGGCUCAAACGCCGGAAAAGUUGAGGGAAUUGAUGAAAGUUUCUUUUGUAAAGCCUGUCAAGGGAAUCCCAAAUUACUUUCUAGCUGAUUUCAUUGAUGUGAUGUGUUCAGAAUAUCUAAAAGAAAAGCGAGAGCUUAUUCAAUCAAUUCUCAAGGACAGACAAUAUUCAGAGUAUUCAAGAAUGCCGAAGGUUAAUCAGCCCACAUUGAUAUUAUGGGGAGAGAAAGAUCAGAUUUUCCCCCUGAUCCUUGGUGAAAGAUUACUUAGACAUCUUGGAGAGAAUGCUAGAAUGGUAGUCAUUGCAAAUGCUGGUCAUGCAGUUAACCUGGAGAAACCCAAAGAAUUCGCAAAACACCUCAAAGACUUCCUUCAUGAUGAUUCUUUUACCUCAUUUAGUACUAGUUCUCGUUCCUUCUAUAGCUGCAUAUCAGAAGAUGAAUUACACUAAACUCUCAGUGGUUAAUGCAAGAUUUUUCCGUUACAGGUUUUAAAUUAUAAGUUAUUCAGGAUUUAGUACAAUCUUGUUAAAAAAUGAUAAAUAAUAUAUGUAGAAAAAAUUGUAAAAAUACUUGAAGGUGUGACUGCCACAUGGUGAUGGUUAUAAGGACCAUAUAUAGUAUUUCCUUAGUCUAAACAGUAAUUUUUAGGACGCUUGUUUUGUGCCUAGAGAUCGUUUUGCUAUAGUGGUUGUAAUGUGGCCAUUCUUAUCUAUCCUUUAUGUACAUAAUUACGUACGUAUAUGGAAAAUGGAGUACAUAAAGCCCA
Lactuca virosa is the source of this 1384-nucleotide messenger RNA. The record is from the annotation of a GenBank genome assembly. Lineage: Eukaryota; Viridiplantae; Streptophyta; Magnoliopsida; Asterales; Asteraceae.